Molecule: messenger RNA, 3165 nt
Organism: Volvox carteri f. nagariensis
Lineage: Eukaryota; Viridiplantae; Chlorophyta; Chlorophyceae; Chlamydomonadales; Volvocaceae
Exons: 22
Coding region: 1-3165 (1054 amino acids)
Biological process (GO): carbon fixation; tricarboxylic acid cycle
Cellular component (GO): cytosol
Molecular function (GO): phosphoenolpyruvate carboxylase activity
Source: RefSeq, a predicted model, not a curated record
AUGGAACUGGAGCUCCAGCGAUUUCUGACGGCGCUGCCUACGUGUAAUGCGCAGGAUGAUCUUACCCCCCUAGAAGAUGACUGCAAACUCCUUGGAAGUUUGCUGGAUGAAUGUUUACGCGUGGAGGUCGGCGAGGGACUCUUCAAGAAGAUCGAGCGCAUCCGCACUCUGGCACAGUGCGCCUCCACGCUCUCGCUCAAGGGAGAUGCGGUUGCCUCCUCCAUGAUAUCCCAGCGGCUGGCUGACGAGCUGAUGACGUUGGAGAUGGAGGAGGCGGUGCCCCUCACUCGCGCAUGUGGACACUACCUCAACCUGAGUGGGAUUGCGGAGCUGCACCACGGUGUUCGUCGGGACCGCUCUCAGCGCGAGCCUAACGUCAACAGCUGCGAGAACGUGUUCUCCCGCCUCAUCACGGAAGGGGUCGAUGCGGAGGACCUGUACCGGGCGGUUUCGGAGCAACAGGUGGAGAUCGUACUGACGGCACAUCCCACGCAAGUCAACCGCCGUACACUGCAGUACAAACACACACGCAUCGCGGCGCUGCUGCAGCAGCACGACAGAUCCGACCUGACUUCGGAGGAGCGUCGGAACAUUGUUUCGGAGCUGCAGAGGGAGGUGGCGGCGCUGUGGCAGACUGACGAACUGCGGCGGCAAAAGCCCACACCCCUGGAUGAGGCCCGAGGUGGGCUGCACAUCGUGGAGCAGUCUCUGUGGGCUGCCGUACCGCAGUACAUGCGGCGGCUUAGUGCGGCUCUGAAGAAGUACACCGGACACGACCUGCCGCUGCAGGCGACGCCCUUCAAGUUCGGCAGUUGGAUGGGCGGAGACCGGGACGGCAACCCCAACGUAACCGCCACCGUUACGGCGCACGUCACCGCACUGGCCCGCUGGAUGGCGGCGGACCUGUACCUGAGGGAAAUCGACACGCUGAGGUUUGAGCUGUCGAUGAGUCAGUGCAGCGCUGCCGUCUGGCGCAUGGCUCGACGGAUUGUUUCCGACAGCAACUCCAGGAAGGCCGGACCCAUCUCGUCCCACACUGCGGCGGAGGUUUCCGUACCGCACGACCUGCCGGGCCAGGUACGUGUCGUAACAUGUCGUAAAUACACUCGUUUCUCCCAUCCUGAGGUUAUGUACUGUUCGUUCGUCGUACAACCACCACAGUACGGCAGCGGGAGAUUAACAUUUUGCUGUUCUGCAUCGCUCCUGUUGACUUUUUUACAUUUCCGCAUUGACCUUGACUCAAAACGUCCAUUCUCUACUACUCGGCCGGCGGCGCGCGCGCAGAGCUGUCUGGAUCCAACAUUGAUGCGCCGUACAUUGAUGGCGCAGCGGACUGGCACGGCGCCCGUACAGUUUGCCCGGGCACACGAGCACCCCGGUUUUCACCCGUACCGCAUCGUCCUCGGACACGUUCGUGACCGUUUGGCCGCCACCCGGCGGCGCAUGGAGGACCUUCUGAGCGGUCGGGAGCCGUCGGGCAGUACGGAUGGAGGGGCGCUGUGGUAUGAAGACGAGGACGAGCUUGCGGAGCCGCUCAUGGCGUGCUACUGGUGGGGGGGAUGGGGAGUUUGGGAGGGGAGGAAUUGUAUGAAUAAAUUGAAGCCGACUCGUACAUUUUCAGUCCUCCAGCCAAAAACGUCGAUUGGUGCCAGAUUGCUCCGUAGUGAGAGCACGCGUCACGCCGAAGCCCUGGAUGCCGUGACCACUUACCUUGGGUACGGGUCAUACUUGGAGUGGAGCGAGGACCAGAAGAUCGAGUGGCUGACUAAGGAGCUCCAGGGUCGUCGGCCCCUCAUUCCCUCCGACAUGCCCAUGAGCUCCGAAGUACGGGAAGUGCUAGACACGUUCAAGGUGGCUGCACGGCUGGGUCGCGGCAGUCUGGGUGCUUACGUCAUCUCCAUGACUAAGGGCGCCAGUGACGUCAUGGCGGUGGAGCUGCUGCAGAGGGAGGCGAGGAUGCAGGUGUGUGCGGAGCUGUCUCGUACACCGGACGAGAGCGCCUCGCUGCGAGUGGUGCCGCUGUUCGAAACGCUGGAGGAUUUGGAAGCCGCGGGGGACAUCGUAACCCGGCUGUUGACCAACCCCUGGUAUAGGGCCCACCUCGCCGCCGCCCACGACAACCACCAAGAGGUCAUGUUGGGUUACAGCGACAGCGGAAAGGACGCGGGGCGGCUGGCGGCAAACUGGGCCCUAUACAAGUGUCAGGAGCAGCUGGUAGCCUUGACCAAGGCCAACAAUGUACGACUGACGCUGUUCCACGGCCGUGGCGGAACCGUGGGUCGCGGUGGCGGCCCGACCCACAUCGCCAUUCAGAGCCAACCCCCUGGCAGCGUCGAGGGCUCCUUCCGUAUCACGGAGCAAGGCGAGAUGGUACAGGCCAAGUUCGGCAUCAGCGGCGUGGCCUUGAGUCAGCUGGAGACGUACACGACUGCCGUACUGCUGGCGACGCUGCGGCCGCCUAGUCCGCCGCGGCGGGAGGAGUGGCGGACGGUUAUGGAGAUGCUCAGUCGGGCCUCCUGCGAGAGCUACCGUAAUGUCGUACAUCACAAUCCGGUGUUUAUUCAGUAUUUCAAACAUGCGACGCCGGAGGAGGAGCUGGGCAACCUCAAUAUCGGCUCCCGCCCCGCCCGGCGGCGCCAGGAGCCCUCCAUCGCCACCCUCCGCGCCAUUCCCUGGAUCUUCGCCUGGACCCAGAACCGCCUCAUCUUGCCCUCUUGGCUGGGCAUUGGCGCCUCGCUGAUGAUGGCCAUACAACAGGGUCACCUUCCCACGCUGCAAGCUAUGUACCGCGAAUGGCCGUUCUUCGGCUCCACCGUUGACCUCAUAGAGAUGAUUCUGGCCAAGACCGAGCCGCGCAUCGCGGCGCUGUACGACAGCGUGUUGGUUGAGGAUUCGGAGCAGAAGCGGUUGGGGGCGGAGCUUCGGGAGCGGUUGGCGCGGUGCCAGAUGGCCAUACUCAAGGUGACGGGUCACGAGAGGCUUUUGGACAACAACCCCACUCUUCGCAAGCUCAUCAACAUGCGGACGCCGUACAUCGACCCCAUUAACAUCUUGCAGGUGGAGGUGCUCCGGCGGCUGCGGAAGAACCCUCUCAACCAGCGGCUCCGAGACGCGCUGCUCAUCUCCAUCAACGGCAUCGCCGCCGGCAUGCGCAACACCGGCUAA